CUAUCUACCUAGCCGCCGUCUCUCCCUUCUCCCACCCCACAAUCGGCGUCCCUCCCUCCCUCCGACCACCCCAACCCCACCCCGUGACCGGCGUCCCUCCCUCCCUCCGACCACCCCAACCCCACCCCCACACCCCACCGGCAUCCCUUUGGAAUGAUCAACUGGAAUAGGUGAUAUUCCUUCAAUCUCUCCCGUCUCCACUUUGAAACCAUUUUGCUCCUCCUCAAUUCUUCUUUCACGGCCCAACUGGAGUUGGGAAAUCAAUGCUCGCCAGAGCAUUAGCAAUGGAGUUCCUCGGGUCGACAGAUUCGCUGGAAAAGGUGGGAUAAAAUAAAAACCCUAGAUAUGAUUUUUUUCGCAUUGGUAGUGAUUUUUUCGUAGUGGUAGUGUUUUUUUGCAUUGGUAUUGUUUUUGUCGCAUUGGUAUUGAUUAUCAUGUAAUGGUAUUAAUUUGCAUGUAUUGGUAUGAAUUCAAUCUGCAAUGGUAUUGAUUUUUUGUGAAAUGGUAUAGAUUUAUAUUGGUAGUUUUCGUGUAAUGGUAUAGAUUUAUUUCUGCAAUGGUAUUGAUAUUUUUCAAAGUGGUAGUGAUUGUCUAAUGGAUUGGUAGUGAUUUCGUGUUUUUUUUUCUUUUGCAGAAAGAUUGAGAAAAAUAAGGAAACGGGAUCUGGCUGAAGAUUAUGGAAGUGAGAGAAAGAGAGAGAAUUGUAAUUAAUAGAUUCUUGUAACUAUCUAAAAUGUAAUUUAUUAAAAAAAUUAAUUAAUACAAUUUAUUUUUCAUACCCAAUUUACCCUUAGUAACCACGGUGAUUACUACACCUUAACCUGUACCCUCCUUCUGUGUUAUUACUUGAUGAAUCACUUCCACCAAGACCCACAAUACAAUAAAAUGCUCUUUUUAGUUUAUUUUAUACUACAAUCACGUUCUUAUAAAUUUCUUUUACUUUACUCAUUUUCUUGGAUUUGAGUUUUUAUGUUUCUAAUUUAGGUAUUAGUGACAAUAAAGUUUAGAUAAAAUUCUAUUUUGUAGCCAAAACUUUCACGCUUGUGACAAUAAUAGUCAUUUUUGGCGAAAUACUAAAUAUAGCCAGAAUUUUGAAAAAUUCAUGACAAAUAUAGCCAUUUCCGUUACAUAUUUUAACGGCGUUAGUGACAUCGUUAGUCAACUUAACGAAAUGCUAACAUGGCUUCCAACUCACAGACACAUCAUCGACAACUCAACAACACUUGUCACAUGGAACCUUUUCUUUUUUGCACUUUGCCACACUUUCUCCCUCUAACUUUUUUGCUCUCCCUUCUCACUUGAACACAUCAUCAAGAUUUUCGAAGGGCGCCGCCGGCACCCGCUGGUGACCGGCGGCAGCCCAUUUUUUCCGACUGCCUUUUCCCCCUUUCUUUGCUUCUGUUUUUUGUGCUCCCUGCAUCUUUCGGUUCUUUUGCUUCCCGCCAUGGAUUGGCUUUGUCUUUGCAUUGUGCAUCUUCCUCCUCCCUUUGUUGGGGUUGAACUUUUGUCCUCUGAUUUGUUUUUUCAGAUCUAGAGAUGUUGCUGCUCUAAGAUGUAAAGGAGGCUGGAUCUAUGUUGAUUUCGGCUUGUCUUCUCUUCUUUCUUCCCUUCGUCUACCUCCUUGCUUCACCCUGUAGAUCUUGGUGUUUCGGAGAUGUGGCUUUCGGCUUGGACUCGGAUUGAGGAUUUUGAAGACAGAAGGUGAUCCUCUUGGUUCCAUCACUGACCGCCCUUCACCUGAAGUCUCGUGUUGGGGAUCUGACGGUAUUUGGUCCGGCGUGAUUUUCGUCGGAGGCAUCUCAUGCUGCUUCUACGGCUUUCUAUCUGGGUUGGUGGGCGACGGCUUUUCUUCUGUGUGCUCGUUUUGAGCAUCUUCGCAUGACGUCUGGUGGUUGCAGGUGUCGAGGGAGGGUCUGCCAGUUGCUGCCAGCGGCGGUGAAGUUCCAAGAGCAAACAUUUUAGCAGCUAGGGUUAGAAGAGUUGUGUUCGGGUCGGGCCAUGGACUGGCCCCUAUUGGGUUUCCAGCGUUUUGGGUGGGCUUUGGGUUUGGCUUCUCUAGCUUUUGUUGUUAUUUUGUUUGUUUGUUUCCUUUUCCUCUGGGCUUGGCCCAUUUACAUUCUUAAUGAAACCGUUCAAAAAAAAAAAAAAAAACUUGUCACAUGGAUGCCAUGUCAUAUUUUAAUUUAAAAUUAAAUAAAAACAUAAAUUAUUGUUCUCAUCCUCUCUCCUCUUCCACCACUCGAUGUUGUCGUCCUUUCUCCUCUCACAACAUCGUCGUCGUCUUCUGCAACUGGACGCCGACAAUGAGCAACCAAAGAUCGAUUUAGCGGGCGAAAUCAAGGGAACGAUCACGAAUGGCGCCACCGCUGCCGAGCAAAUAGUGGUGAGCGAUUGUAAGCCUUCUAUUGUUCUGGGCAGCAUCGUGUCCUGCUCGGAGUCGAUAUCGGAUACACCACCACAUAUGCACUUCUGAAUAAUGAAAUAUUUUCCGAGACAAGGAGAGGUUAACCGGGGACAGAGCCGGAAUUCCUUUCCCCUUUCAUUUGCUUUGUUAAUUUUAGAGAAACAUAAACCCAGAAGUCGAUGGAGAAGAUAGGAUUUUUUUGACUUCUCCUUGACCCCCUUUCAUUAUUUAUUUCUUUUCGUUUUUUAAUUAAAUCCAUGUGGAAAUUUAAUUAACUAAUUGUUGCCACCUCAACCGUUAUCGUUUGUCCAGUCAGCAUAUAGCAUAACACCGUCAAAGAAUUGGACGGAAGUGGUUAUUUUUGGUAUUUCGCUUAAAGUGGCUAUGCCAAACCGUCAAAGUUUUGGCUAUACAUGUGUAUUUUGCCUGAAGUUUAUGCAAUUUGAACCACACAUUAGGAAACAUUUAGAUAAUAUUGUUUUAUAACAUUUACUACGUAAAUAAAAAAUGCAUUACAUAAAUUUUAAGAGAAAUAGUUUUUUAUAUUUAUCAAUUAAACAAAAUGGAUUAUAUAAAUCUUUCGUAAUGAUUAAAAUACACAAAAAAAACUUAUAGAGAUAGUCAUUCUUUUGUAUAAAUUAAACAAACAUAUUACCUAAAUUUUUGCGUGAUAUAAGUUUGAGCAAAAAUUCAUUUACUAUUAACCAAAGUAUUGAUCAUCUCACUAGUCUACAAUACACAAAGGUUAUGUACGGUUAGUUGCUUUUUGCAGAACAAUUUAAUCAAUUUCUUUACCUUUCAUAACUUAAUUCUUAUCAUUAACUAAAUUCCUUUAUUAUUUAUAUAUAUUCUUCACCCUCCCAUCAAUUUGCUUCACACAAAAUUUUCGUAAAGUAAGUUAAAUUUUACCCAAUUUUUAGAUACAAUGAGCUUAAUUUUAUUAUUAAAUCAAACAUUACGGAAGAUUUAUGUAACCCAAUUUCAUAACAGCUAGAUAAACUGAAAAUGCAUUACGUGAACGUUAUGUAGGGAUAAUCAUUUCUUAUGUAGCUAUUAAUAAAAUAACUUUGUAAAUUUUUAGUAAUGAUUACCAUCUUAUGUAAAACUUUUGGAGGUAUCAUAUCGUAAUUAUUAUUUGAAUUAUUUAAUUUUAAAUAAUUAUUACAUGAGUAAUUGUAAUUUAAAAUAUAAUUAAUUUCUUGCCGCCGCAAUGCGCCGGUCAUAAAACUAGUUAGUUUAUAUACACCCUUUUGUAGCAAGGAGCCCCUGGUUCCCCUCCAGAUGUGGACUCUCUUGAUUUCUUACCUACAGAUACCGUGAUAACACAUACAAGCCAACACUUGCAUUCCUUCCAUAGUUCCAUUCCCAACCCCACUCCUGAACUGGAUCACGUCGUCAUCCUUGACUGAGCUGUGAUAAUUAUUCCUUUUAUGCAUUCCUUCCAAAAACUUUUUUUUUUUUUUUUCCAUUUCUUUGACAAAGAGUGUUAGAUUUUCAGCUCAAACCAUUGCAGUUGGUACCACUCAAUUCAACACUUCAAAUAAUGCUAUCACUAGAUUUCAAGCAACGGAAGAUGACAGAAUCUCAUCCUCCUCCCCACAUGGCCGCCGUUUCUCCAUUCCAUUCCAGCCGCCGGCGGCUAAACAAGUUGAAUUUCAAAAAUGUCCUCUUCCACAGGCUUCCAAGGAUUAGACAGCGCCACCCCAAAAUAUUCCGACCUCAAUAAUAAUCUCCAAGCCCU
Messenger RNA from Linum trigynum, 4145 nucleotides. The record is from the annotation of a GenBank genome assembly. NCBI's taxonomy places the organism in Eukaryota, Viridiplantae, Streptophyta, Magnoliopsida, Malpighiales, Linaceae.